Messenger RNA from Cornus florida, 3572 nucleotides. RefSeq names its product alanine--tRNA ligase, chloroplastic/mitochondrial. NCBI's taxonomy places the organism in Eukaryota, Viridiplantae, Streptophyta, Magnoliopsida, Cornales, Cornaceae. The record is from RefSeq and is a predicted model, not a curated record. The coding region runs from base 121 to 3129 and encodes 1002 amino acids. Gene Ontology annotation, biological process: tRNA modification; alanyl-tRNA aminoacylation. Gene Ontology annotation, cellular component: chloroplast; cytosol; cytoplasm. The transcript is spliced from 13 exons. Gene Ontology annotation, molecular function: ATP binding; nucleic acid binding; alanine-tRNA ligase activity.
UCUCAGUCUCACUCUCACUCUCUCAAAACACAACUUAUAUAGCGCCAAUUCGAAUUAUACUACCCGAGUAUAAUCAGAAGAGAGAGAGAGAGAGAGAGAGGGAGAGAGGGGGGGUUGGCCAUGGAAGGUUUGAAUCUGCCAUGCUGUCUUCACAACAGCUAUGGAGGGAAAUCUAUUGUCCCACUUCAUACUUCAACCUUAUUAUCGAGAUUUCAGCCAAAAUGCAGCCCUCCACUUUCCACUGGUUGCAGGGAUUGUUCAGGCCUCAUUAUACAGACAUUAGCCCAAAUUUAUCCUAGAAGAUUGCCCUCUAAAAACUUUUAUAUGAGGGGAGCACGAGAAGUGCGAUUCAACAUAAGAAGUACAUCAGCAUCAAUACAACCUAUGACUAAAGAAUUGUUGGAGGAUAAGUCCAAUGAUCUUCCUACAAGUGGGGAUUCCAUACGCAGGCGAUUUCUUGAUUUUUAUGCUUCGCGAGGUCACAAGAUCCUUCCAAGUGCUUCUCUUGUGCCAGAUGAUCCAACUGUUCUAUUGACAAUUGCAGGAAUGCUUCAGUUCAAACCUAUAUUCCUUGGAAAGGCGCCCAGAGAAGUACCCCGUGCUGCAACUUCCCAAAGGUGCAUCCGGACAAACGAUGUUGAGAAUGUGGGCCGAACAACUCGGCAUCAUACAUUCUUUGAGAUGCUCGGAAACUUCAGUUUUGGAGAUUACUUUAAGAAGGAGGCAAUUAAAUGGGCAUGGGAUCUUACAACUUUGGAAUUUGGAUUGCCAGCUGAUAGAGUAUGGAUUAGUGUUUAUGAAGAUGAUGACGAAGCUUUUGCAAUAUGGCAUGAGGAGGUAGGUGUUCCUUUAGAGCGUAUAAAGAGGAUGGGUGAAGAUGACAACUUCUGGACCAGUGGAAUAACUGGUCCAUGCGGUCCAUGCUCUGAGCUUUAUUACGAUUUCCAUCCCGAGAGGGGAACUUCAAAUACUGAUCUAGGUGAUGAUACUAGGUUUAUUGAGUUCUACAAUCUUGUUUUCAUGCAAUACAACAAAAAGGAUGAUGGUUCACUUGAACCACUAAAACAAAAGAAUAUAGAUACUGGGCUUGGCUUGGAGCGUAUGGCUCGCAUCCUCCAGAAGGUUCCAAACAAUUAUGAGACUGACUUAAUUUAUCCUAUUAUAGAGAAGGCCUCAGAAUUGGCAAAUGUUUCAUAUGCUCUUGCAGACGAUCCUAUAAAAAUGAACCUUAAAAUAAUUGGAGAUCAUUUGCGUGCAAUUGUUUAUCUCCUAUCAGAUGGUGUUGUCCCUUCAAAUAUAGGGAGAGGUUAUGUAGUUCGACGGCUCAUCAGAAGGGCUGUUCGUACUGGAAGAUUACUUGGUAUAAAAGGGGAUGGUAGGGGAAACAUUGAAGGAGCAUUUUUACCUACUAUUGCAGAAAAAGUGAUUGACUUGAGCUCCCGUAUAGAUUCAGAUGUAAAGACAAGAGCAACCCGCAUUCUUGAGGAAUUGAAAAGGGAAGAACUACGUUUUGUACAGACAUUGGAGAGAGGAGAAAAGCUUCUUGACCAAAUGCUAGCAAAUGCAUUGUUAAGUGCUCGGGAAAAUAAAAUUGCACCUUGUUUGGCAGGAAAAGAUGCCUUUCUUCUGUAUGACACAUAUGGUUUUCCUGUGGAGAUUACAAAGGAAGUAGCUGAUGAAUGUGGUGUCAGCAUAGAUAUGAAAGGUUUUGAUAUCGAAAUGGAGAACCAAAGACGUCAAUCUCAGGCUGCACAUAAUGCCGUUAAACUUGCAGUUGUAAAUGGUGCAGAUCUAACUAAAAGUAUUCGUGACACUGAAUUUCUAGGUUAUGACACCCUUUCUGCCAGAGCAGUAAUUGAGGGUCUCUUGGUGAAUGGGAACCCAGUAAUGCAGGUUUCCGAAGGAAGUGAAGUAGAAGUUUUGCUGAACAGAACUCCAUUUUAUGCUGAGUCAGGAGGUCAAAUUGGAGACCAUGGAUUUCUAUUUGCUAUGGAAUCUGGAAAGGAACAGAAAGUUAUUGUAGAGGUAAAAGAUGUUAAAAAAUCCCUAGGCAAUGUAUUUGUUCAUAAAGGUACCAUCGUGGAGGGAAUUAUGGAGAUCGGCCAAGAAGUGGAAGCUGCAGUAGAUGCAAACCUUAGGCAGAGAGCUAAGGUCCAUCAUACUGCUACUCAUUUAUUACAAGCUGCACUUAAAAAAGUAAUAGGCCAGGAAACAUCACAAGCUGGUUCAUUGGUGGCUUUUGACCGUCUCAGAUUUGAUUUCAAUUUCCACCGACCUCUUGUAGACAAUGAGCUCAUGGAGAUUGAAGGACUGAUUAAUAGAUGGAUUGGGAAUGCUACACUUCUGCAAACUAAAGUGAUGCCUCUGGAUGAUGCAAAAAGAGCUGGGGCUAUUGCAAUGUUUGGGGAAAAAUAUGGAGAACAGGUACGUGUCGUUGAGGUUCCAGAUGUAUCCAUGGAACUAUGUGGGGGCACUCAUGUCAGCAAUACUUCUGAAAUCCGUGGCUUCAAAAUAAUCUCAGAACAGGGGAUUGCAUCUGGCAUAAGGCGUAUCGAAGCUGUUGCUGGUGAAGCUUUUAUUGAAUAUGUUAGUGCCAGAGAUAAUUACAUGAAACAGUUGUGCUCCACUCUCAAAGUGAAAGCUGAAGAAGUAACAACCAGGGUAGAAACUCUCUUGGAGGAAUUACGAACCACGAAAAAUGAAGUUUCAGCUGCGCAGGCGAAAGCAGCAGUCUACAAAGCGUCAGUCAUAGCAAGCAAUGUAUCCAGUGUAGGAACUUCAAAAAGUAUCAGGGUGCUAGUUGAGUGCAUGGAUGACAUAGAUGCUGAUUCACUAAAGAGUGCAGCUGAAUAUCUGGUGGAUACAUUACAAGACCCAGCAGCUGUGGUUUUGGGCUCAUGCCCAGGUGAAGGAAAGGUAAGCUUAAUUGCUGCAUUCAGUCCUGGGGUGGUUGAUCUAGGAAUUCAAGCGGGAAAGUUCAUAGGGCCUAUAGCUAAGUUGUGUGGCGGAGGAGGAGGUGGAAGGCCUAAUUUUGCUCAGGCAGGAGGACGGAAACCUGAGAAUUUGUUGAGCGCCCUUGAAAAGGCUCGAACAGAGCUUGUUUCCAUUCUUUCUGAAAAAGCAUGCUGAAAAUCCUUAUGCCGUGCCAUUAAGAAACUUCUACUUUAUGAGGUUAAGUUCAUAGGACAAUUUAUGCUCCUGGGAGUUUCAAAGUGAUUCCAUGUCCAUAAAAUGUUUAGGUAAGCACACUUCCUUUUUCUAGCACAUCAUAACCAUACACCAGAGGUUUCUUUUUCUUUUUAGUGGGGGAACAAAAGUGUAAAGUAUAUUUUAUAGGAUGGCUUUAUGCCUGUAUCUGUUAAAAAACAAAGUAAUUUUGGUAAGAGCAUGGUGUUGAGUGAGCCAUAGUGUACAUGUUAAACAAAAAGUUGGGGCCUAUAGAAUGAGGCUCUUUUGGUAAUUGUAUAUUGGUAAUAGUUCACGGAAUGAACUAGUGUUAGCUGGUCUGAAACUGUUACCUUACUUCAGUUUGUGAUCGUUUCAAAUUUUAACUGUGCUUCAGGUACAAAAUA